Messenger RNA from Enterobius vermicularis (human pinworm), 1071 nucleotides. Lineage: Eukaryota; Metazoa; Nematoda; Chromadorea; Rhabditida; Oxyuridae. The record is from the annotation of a GenBank genome assembly.
AUGAUCCUACGUUCUCUAUCGCCCAAAUUGACUGUCACUGAUAAAAGCUUAAAUGCGGGUGAUCAACGAAAACGGAUUGUUGUUUGGACGAAAAUUUUUGGUGAAGAAGUGAAUCCAACAGUGUUUGAUGAAUGUGGAAAUUUAACGCAAAAGUGCAUCUUAACUGCACAGCGUGACGGUAUCGAUAAAGCAGCAGCAGUAAUCUUUCAUGCAACAGAAUUUUCGCGUGAUGAUCUACCGAAACUGAGGCAUCAAAAUCAGCGUUACGUAUUUCUGACAAUGGAAGCUCCUGUAAAUUUCAACAAAAAAAAUUUGAACGCCAUUCCAGGUAUCAAAAAUUUUUUUAACUGGUCAAUGACGUAUCGACGUGACGUAGAUGUUCCGAUGCCCUAUGGUGGGUGGUGGGUGAAUCCAGAGAAGUCGAAAACUUUAGGUUUAAAGCCAGAGAAUCUUACAACUAAUUCUACAGCAAUUCUAGAUGGGAAACAGAAACCUAUAUUCUGGCUGGUAUCAAACUGUAAUACAGUUUCGAAGAGAGAAGUGGCAGUUAAACAACUAACCCAAUACAUAAAUGUUAACAUUAUUGGUAAAUGCGCAAAUCGUAAUGGAACUAUGGGAUGUGAACACGGUGGACGAUGUGAGGAAUUCCUUGCAAAACAGCACUUCUUUUUUCUUGCUCUCGAAAACACUGUCUGCAAAGAUUAUGUGACUGAAAAGUACUGGGCUCGAUAUCAGUUUCCGUCGGUACCGAUUGUGAUGAGGCGUCACGUUUAUGAAAAGAUACUACCUCCAAAUUCUUUUAUACCUAUGGAUGACUUUAAAAGUCCACGGAAAAUGGCUGAUUACCUGAAGAUGUUGAUGUCAAAUCAUUCGGCUUACCUCUCUUACUUUUCAUGGAGGGCUGAAGGAUGGAGCCGUCCUUGGCAAAUACCGGGUUACAGGUUGGGUUACUGUAAACUCUGUGAGAAAUUGCUGGAAGAUCAUUCUAAGAAAAUAAUAAAAAACAUCACUGCAUCAUUCUUCGAAAACGCAAGUUGUGAAGGCGGCGAAUUCGCUAAAUCGUGGUUCUGA